Rubroshorea leprosula is the source of this 1075-nucleotide messenger RNA. The record is from the annotation of a GenBank genome assembly. NCBI's taxonomy places the organism in Eukaryota, Viridiplantae, Streptophyta, Magnoliopsida, Malvales, Dipterocarpaceae.
ACUCUGAAAAGGAAUUGAUUAUAUUCAAAUAAUUGAUUAUGUCAACAAGUACUAGUUAAUUAUUUUUUUAAAGAAUUUUUGUGACAUGAAUCAUGAUUAACAAAAUCCUAUUCCAAGCUCUGCUGUGAUGGCUGCUCCCAGAUGAUCUGUGGUCUGGCAUAUGGCUGUGAAAAAUGCAAUUUCCACCUGCACAAAUCAUGCUCAGAGUUACCUUUUGAGAUACGAGAUCCUUGGCAUCCGAUGCCCCCUUUGUUCCUUGUUCAGAACGACCAUUUGACAUGCCUCAAGUGCGAUGACAUAUGCAUUGGCUGCACCUACCUUUGUGGAAGGUGUAGUGUCGGCAUCCAUCUUAAAUGCGCUUCUUUGACUAUGGAAGAGGAGGAGAAAGAAGUUCACAGUAGUGAUACAGAAGAGUGGGAAGAGGGAGCGACAGAAGGUAGUGGAAAAGAGUAUGAGCAAAAGAGUUACUCAGAAGAGGAAAAAAUUGACGCAGAAAAGAAUGGGAGUGAUGCAAAAGAACCCGAUAUUGCCCAGCUUGCUGAAACAAUCCUUAGCCUCCAGGACGAGGCUGAAACACUGAGAAAGAAAAUAGAAACAUUGCAAGCCAUCAAGGAAAGACUUCUAAACAAAUCUCAUCAACAAUCCUAAAGCAUUGUUAGGAUUUAUCCACCUAUAUGCAAGAAUGUCUACCUCUUGCUUUUAUUUGAAAUAUUUAAUAGCACUUUUUGUAGAUUCUUCUUGGUUGCCUGUGAAUUGUGAUAUUAAUCCUAUGAUUCUGCAAAAGUUAAAUGAUUUCCUUCAUCAUCAACAAAAUCCAUUUAAUAUACUUAAAUUAUGUUGUAAAAUAUGAAAUUGGCCAAAUUUACAAGAACAGGAGGUCUAAAAUGAAACUUACAUACAUCUGGUAUCCAAAUAUUAGUGAUGAAUCACCUGAUAUUCCCCUGACUCAACAACUUCUUAAACUCUUCAUCAGUGCUCUUGAGCAUGAGACCCAGAGGCAAAUAGAUCCCACUUUUCAUGACCUCAAGGUGCCUAGGCUUUAUCCUUUUCUCCAAACUAAAAGCAAAGAACUGAG